Sabethes cyaneus is the source of this 1166-nucleotide messenger RNA. RefSeq names its product deoxyribose-phosphate aldolase (gene Dera). The record is from RefSeq and is a predicted model, not a curated record. Bases 157 to 1092 code for a protein of 311 amino acids. NCBI's taxonomy places the organism in Eukaryota, Metazoa, Arthropoda, Insecta, Diptera, Culicidae. The transcript is spliced from 4 exons. Gene Ontology annotation, cellular component: cytoplasm. Gene Ontology annotation, molecular function: deoxyribose-phosphate aldolase activity. Gene Ontology annotation, biological process: deoxyribonucleotide catabolic process; carbohydrate catabolic process.
UGUUUUGCGUGCGUUGUGCAGUUGUGCUGUGUACUGUGUUGCGGUGCAGGUGAUUGUUAUCAAUUGUUAUCAGUACUUACUCGGUAGAACCUGGUAGCUGGCAGAACAACAUUCCAUAUUUUAGUACAAAUAAACUACCUCGAAGGACAGAAUAUCAUGAUUGUUAACCAAGAAAUACCAUUUGAUGCGUCAUGCCUCGAAAAAGUUUACGUUAAUCUACGCAGCGUCGAACGUUCGGUUGACCUGCUAACAUCUUCGCUUAUCAAACGGCAAUCGUCGGCUGAGUUGCUAAAGUGGACACUGAAAGCACUCAGCCUGACGGACCUGACAACACUCAGCGGCGAUGAUACAAGGGCAAAUGUGGAACGAUUAUGUUUCCGAGCUGCCUAUCCGUUUCCGGAAAGGCUAACGGAUCCGAAGUUGUACGGCAAGAUUCACACGGCUGCCGUUUGUGUGUAUCCUAGCAGAGUAGGUGAUGCACACGAAUCACUCAAGACAUUGGAGAAAUUGGACGAAAUUCAAAUCGCGGCAGUUGCGACCGGUUUUCCUUCCGGGCAAUAUCCUCUGCAUUCUCGACUGCAGGAAAUCGAAUAUGCCAUCGGGCAGGGUGCAACCGAAAUCGACAUCGUUGUUGACCGAAGUCUUGUACUGCGGAACGAUUGGGCACAACUAUACGAUGAAAUCGUCAGCAUGCGGAAAGCUUGCGGUGAUAAGGCACAUUUGAAAACUAUCCUGGGCAUAGGAGAAUGCGGAACUAUGGUUAAUGUCUACAAGGCAUCGAUGGUGGCAAUGAUGGCUGGUUCGGAUUUCAUUAAAACUUCAACCGGUAAGGAGGCCGUCAAUGCUACAUUACCCGUAGGAUUGGUGAUGAUUCGUGCCAUCCAGGAGUUCUAUAGAUUAACCGGCAAGAAAAUUGGCCUCAAACCGGCCGGUGGUGUUCGCACGGUCAAGGAUGCUGUAGCUUGGAUAAUAAUGAUUCAGGAAACUUUGGGUGAUGAAUGGUUAACACCGGAACUGUUUCGUUUCGGGGCGUCCGGUUUGCUGGACGAUAUUGAAAAACAAUAUUACAAUCUCUCGAAAAAAUCAAAAUAAUAGUUGUUUAAAGAUUUAGUAUAAACAGUGUCUUUAUUCGAAUUUGUACAAUACAAUAAAAAUAAAUAACUAGA